This is a messenger RNA of Grosmannia clavigera kw1407, 15732 nucleotides long. Its product is annotated as denitrification regulatory protein nirq. Gene Ontology annotation, cellular component: preribosome, large subunit precursor; nucleus. The record is from RefSeq and is a predicted model, not a curated record. Lineage: Eukaryota; Fungi; Ascomycota; Sordariomycetes; Ophiostomatales; Ophiostomataceae. Gene Ontology annotation, biological process: ribosomal large subunit assembly; rRNA processing. Bases 1 to 15732 code for a protein of 5243 amino acids. Gene Ontology annotation, molecular function: ATP binding; ATP hydrolysis activity. The transcript has 2 exons.
AUGACUCUCUACGAUGUCGGACCGCAGCGACGGUCUCUGCUGGCCGACUCGGCCACCUGUGGGCUUUUCCCACCACAAUUGCUUCGCAUAAUACGAAGCGAGACGACGACGACAAAGCGACCGGCCGCGGACAACACGACGACAGAGACGACCGCGAUAACGACAAGCGGCCAAGGGCCAGCGAGCUUUCUGGACGCGGUGGCACAAGCUGCACUUUUGCCACGCCUCACAGGGCCUCUCUUCGGCCACUUCCGGCCGCUUUUUGCCGACAUUUGUGCCCGCUGGCUGCUGCAUGCUCGCCGUGGCGUCCGGGACGACACCGUGGUGGCCUCGUUUGCCCGGUUGCUUCCCCUGGCUCCGUAUCUGUCGGUGCUGCUGGACCGGUAUCUGGCCGAGACGGAUGCGUCGUUGCUGGCUGAGAACGCCAGCUCGACACUCUCGACAGACCCUCAACCCGAAGAUCUCUGCGCUCGCCUUUUGGCCCUCUGGCGGCUCGUCCAUUUUGAUACCCCCGCCUAUGGCUGCCUCGUCCCGGCCGACCUGCAGCAGUUCUUCCGCCACCGGUCGCCACCGGUGCGGCUUCUCGCUAUCCGCCUCUUCGGCCUCGUCCAUGCUGCCGCCGACUUCAAGACCGACGCGCUGCUUCGACAGUUUGUGCAUGAGCACGACAGCCUGGCGGCCGACAUGGAUGGCACUGAGAUCGACUACACCUUUUUGACGCUGCACGAGCACGCACGGUGUGACGAGUGGUGGAAGCGAGCGGACGCAAUCAACGCAGAGAUCGAAGCAGUAACACGGCCAGACGAUCCCGAGAGCACGCUGAUCCUUCCGUUGACGCCGCUCGUGGCCGCAUGGGGCCGAACGGUGGUGCCCCGAUCGGGCUUGUCGUCGUCGCCGCAGUCCCCCUCCUCAGCCUCAGCCUCCUCUCCAUCCGCUCUCGUUCGCACGGCCGCCACGGUGGCCAACCUGGAGGCUCUCGCCUGCCGGCUGCUGCAGACGGAACCGGUCCUGCUUCGUGGUCCUGCUGGUGCCGGAAAGACGUCGCUGGUGCGUGAAGCAGCACGGGCGCUCGGCAUGGAGGCCAGGCUGGUGACGCUGCACCUCAACGAGCAGACCGACGCCAAGACGCUGCUGGGCCUGUACACGACCGGAGCCAAGCCAGGCUCGUUUGAGUGGCGGCCCGGCAUUCUGACGACGGCCGUGCAGGAGGGCCGCUGGGUGCUGAUCGAGGAUCUCGACCGUGCGCCCACUGAUGUCAUGAGCACGCUGCUGCCGCUGAUCGAGCGCCGUGCCCUCGUGAUUGCGAGCCGCCGCGAGACCGUCCGGGCACCACGCAGCUUCCGGCUGUUUGCCACCGUGCGCACAGCAGCCAACACCAAUAACACCACUCGCUCCCUCCUGGGCGAGCGUCUCUGGCAGGUCCUGCCAGUGACACCACUGCCGGCCGACCAGCUCGAGCAGAUUUUGCGCGAGACCUUUCCGGCCCUGCACGCUCUCGUGCCCGACAUCUUGGCCGUCUUUGGCCGUCUGACGGGCUCGUCAUCGGUCGAGCGACCGGCCACGCUGCGGGAUCUGCUGAAAUGGUGCCGACCCGACUGGAACACGUUCUCGGGAGUCGGACGGGGCCGCGCCAAGGACGAGCGUGUCCGCCUGGCGCUGGGUCUGCAGAUCGCCCAAGCCCUGCGCAUCACGCCCGCUGUGGCCGAGCACGCCCUGCUGGCCCACGAGCCGGCCCUGCGCGAGACCGAGCGGCAGCUGGUGGUCGGUCGGGCGACGCUGUCCAAGGCCCGUCAUGCUGUUGGUGUGCCUAGCUCGCGACUCUUCGCCACCACUGCCCAUGCUCGCCGACUGCUCGAGCAGAUUGCCGUGGCCGUGCAGCUGCACGAGUCGCUGCUACUGGUCGGCGAGACGGGCAUCGGCAAGACGACGGUGAUCCAGCAGCUGGCCGCUCAGCUCGGCCGCCGGCUCGUCGUCGUCAACCUGUCGCAGCAGAGUGAGGUCGGCGACCUGCUGGGCGGCUUCAAGCCUGUCAGCGCCCGCAGUUUGGCCGUGCCGCUGCGUGACGAGUUCGACGCCCUCUUUGCCGCCACCGGCAUCUCGGCCGACCGCAACGAGCGCUACCUCGGUCGCAUCGCCUCCAGUGUCGCCCGUGGUCGCUGGGCCGACGUCUGUCGGCUGUGGCAGCAGGCACCCCGGAUGUUUGACCAGAUCGUCGAGAAGCUAGGGGCCGACACCGACUCUGCGGAUACUACCGACACCACCAAUCCGAAACGACGAAAGACGGAGUCGAAGCGCCGUGCUCUGCUCGAUCUCAGGCCACGCUGGGACCGGUUUGCCCGCCGGCUCGACCAGUUCGCCCAGCAGGUCGCCGGUGGUUCUGGCGCCUUUGCCUUUGCCUUUGUCGAGGGCAAGAUCGUCCAGGCUGUCCGCAACGGUGACUGGCUGCUGCUCGACGAGAUCAACCUGGCUUCGCCCGACACCCUCGAGAGCGUGGCAGACUUGUUGUCGACCGGUCCGGCUGACUGUCCAACCAUAUUACUGGCCGAGACCGGUGCCAUCGAUCGUGUCCGCGCUCAUCCCGACUUCCGCGUCUUUGGUGCCAUGAAUCCGGCCACGGAUGUCGGCAAGCGUGAUCUUCCUCCCGGAUUGCGCUCCCGCUUCACAGAACUGCAUGUCGCCAGUCCCGAUCGCUCCGUCCAGGACCUCGUGCCCAUCGUCAAGACAUAUCUGCGCGCCAAUCCCCGUGCCACCGACCGUGUCGUCGAGCGCGUCGCCCGCCUCUACCUCGCCAUCAAGGCUCUCGCACUCGACCGCCGCCUCGUCGACGGUGCUGGUGAGGUCCCCCACUACAGCCUGCGCACCCUCACGCGCGUGCUGCGAUAUGUCGACGACGUCGCCCCCAGCUAUGGUCUCGACCGCGCCCUCUACGAGGGCUUCUGCAUGGGCUUCCUCACCCUGCUCUGCCAGGCAUCCGAGGAUCUGGUCAUGCCGCUGAUCGUCCAGCACCUGUUUGGGACGGGGGUGGGUGCUGACAUAAGCAAGAACAAGAGUGCCGCCGCUCUUAACCGCCAGAGGUCGGUGCUGACUCAGCCGCCCCGUGAGCCUCCUUUGCAUCCGGACGGCCGUACCUACGUACGGUUCACCAGCACGGACGGUGCGCGCCAGUACUGGCUGCAGCAGGGUGCAGACGCGCUGCAGGAGCGUGCCGACUACAUCCGCACGCCGUACGUGGAGCGCAACUUGCUCAACCUGGUGCGGGCCACUUCGACCGGCCGGUUCCCGAUCCUGAUCCAAGGCCCCACGUCGGCCGGCAAGACGAGCAUGAUCGAGUUUCUCGCACACUUUAGCGGCAACCGGUUUGUGCGCAUCAACAACCAUGAGCACACGGACCUGCAGGAGUAUCUGGGCUCCUACGCAGCCGGGCCCGACGGCCGUCUGCGCUUCCAGGAAGGCGUCCUGGUUCGGGCCAUGCGUCAGGGUCACUGGAUCGUUCUCGAUGAGCUGAACCUGGCACCGACCGACGUGCUCGAGGCGCUCAACCGGCUUCUGGACGACAAUCGUGAGCUGCUCGUGCCCGAGACCCAGGAGAUCGUCCGGCCGCACCCUCGCUUCAUGCUCUUUGCCACCCAGAACCCGGCCGGUCUCUAUGGUGGCCGCAAGGUGCUCUCGCGUGCCUUUCGCAACCGCUUUCUCGAGCUGCACUUUGACGACAUCCCCGAAGCUGAACUAGGCCAUAUCCUGCAGAUGCGCUGUCGUGCCACCGCGCCGUCCGACUGUGAGCGCAUCGUCACCGUCUACCGCGAGCUCUCGCGCCUGCGCCAGACCAGCCGCGUGUUCGAGCAGAAGAACAGCUUUGCCACUCUGCGUGAUCUCUUCCGCUGGGCCCUGCGUGAGGCCGACAACCGAGACCAGAUCGCCGCCCAUGGCUUCAUGCUGCUGGCUGAGCGCGUGCGCGACGACGACGAGCGUCAGGCCGUCCGCCGCGUCAUCGAGACCGUCUUCCGGACCAAGAUCGACGUCGACCUGCUGUAUGGGCCGGCUGCUCUGCCUUCCUCUCUCGCCACUUCCACCUCCGUCGUCUGGACAAAGGCGAUGCGCCGUCUCUUUGUCCUCGUCAGCCAUGCUCUGCGCAGCUGCGAGCCUGUCCUGCUCGUCGGCGAAACCGGUUGCGGCAAGACCACUGUCUGCCAGCUGCUGGCCGAAGCUGCUGGCCGUCCGCUGCAUAUUGUCAACGCCCACCAGAACACCGAGACCGGCGAUCUGAUCGGGUCACAGCGUCCUGUUCGCAAUCGAGCUGCCGUGUUGGCGUCCCUGCAGGCCAAUGUGGAAGAGGCAUUGAGGGUGGCUGAGGAUGGGAGUGCUCCGGCUUCCCACGAGGAUACCCCCGAGGAUACCCCCUCCCUCUCGUCUCUCCUUCAACGAUACCACACUCUCCCUCCUCCCGUCCUCGCCCGCCUACCUCCUGACUUGGUCGCCCGGAUCAGCCGUGACGAACCCCGCAGUAAGGCCCUCUUUGAGUGGGCCGACGGCAGUCUUGUGCAGGCCAUGCAGUCGGGUGCUUUUUUCUUGCUGGACGAGAUCUCGCUGGCCGACGACUCCGUCCUCGAGCGGCUCAAUUCCGUCUUGGAGCCGCAGCGUCGCCUUCUGUUGGCCGAGAAGGGCGCGGCCGAGACAGCGGCAGCCACGGUAGAUGCUGCCGACGGCUUCCAGUUCCUCGCCACCAUGAAUCCGGGCGGCGACUUUGGCAAGAAAGAGCUCUCGCCUGCGCUGCGCAAUCGCUUCACCGAAAUCUGGGUCCCAGCUCUGGCCGACGGCGACGACGUCCACGCCAUCGUCUCUGCCGUCUUGCGGCCGCAUGUUCGCAUCCUGGCUCCUGUCAUUGUCGACUUUGCUGCCUGGUUCAGCCGCAGCUUCGGCCCUGCUGCUGCUGGUUCUGCUGCUGGUUCUGCCUCGCCCUUUUCCAUCCGCGACAUCCUCGUCUGGGCUCAGUUCGUCAACCGUUGUGAUCAUCCUGAAGAGGCUGACACGGCGCUCGUCCAUGGUGCUGCCACCGUCUUCAUCGACGCCCUCGGCGCCAACCCGUCUGCCAUGGUGUCGGCUGAUCCGGCUGUCGCUGCCCAGCAACGUGCUCUCUGUCUCACCCAUCUCAACCACCUGCUUGCCGACCAUCAUGCUCGCAAUCCACAGCUUGGCUCUGCCACUGUCACCGCCACCGCCUCGCAGAUCUAUGCAGCUGAGCCUCACAUCGAGACCACCGACAGCCACUUUUCCGUCGGCAGCUUCAGCAUUGAGCGAGUCACCAACAGUCCCAACGGCCUAUCCACCUCCUCUUCCCUCCCCUUCGCUUUCGAUGCUCCCACCACCCGCCAAAAUACCAUGCGUCUGGUCCGCGCCAUGCAGAUCGGCCACAAACCCAUCUUGCUCGAGGGCAAUCCUGGCGUUGGCAAGACGACCCUGGUGGCCGCCCUGGCCGCUGCCUGUGGCCAGCCGCUGACCCGCAUCAACCUCUCGGACCAGACCGACUUGAUGGACCUCUUCGGCACCGAUGUGCCCGUGGAGGGCGCUGAGGCUGGCCGCUUUGCCUGGCGUGACGCUCCCUUUCUGCAGGCCAUGCAGCGUGGCGAAUGGGUUCUGCUCGACGAGAUGAACCUGGCCUCGCAGUCUGUCCUCGAGGGCCUCAACGGCUGUCUCGACCAUCGUGGUGAGGUCUACGUGGCCGAGCUGGACCAGACCUUCCGCCGUCACCCGGACUUCCGCCUCUUUGCCGCCCAGAACCCACAUCACCAGGGUGGUGGCCGCAAAGGCUUGCCCGCCUCCUUUGUCAAUCGCUUUCUGGUCGUCUAUGCCGACGUCUUCUCCGAGGCCGACCAGCUGUUGAUUGCCCACCGUCGUUUUCCGGCUGUCCCCCCCCAAGUCGUUCGCCAUGUCACAGCUUUUGUCGCCGCCCUCGAGCGCGAAACUGUCCUCCGUCGCUCCUUUGGCCUGCAGGGUUCCCCUUGGGAGUUCAAUUUGCGCGACACUCUCCGCUGGCUUGAGCUGGCCUCUUCGACAGCCACCCCCUUUGCCGCUCUCUCCUCGUCAGCCCCCAACUUCCUCGACAUUGCCAUCCGACAGCGCUUCCGCACUGCCCGUGACCGUCGCGAGGUCCAGAGACUCUUUGCUGCCGCCUUUGACGCCCCCCAUCGCCCACACAGCCGUUAUCACGCUGUCGGCUCAGCCACCGCCCAGAUCGGUCUCGCAUUGCUGUCGCGCAGUCGUCUCAGCCAGCCAACCGCUGCCUUUCCCGGCUUCGACCCCCGUCCUCGUCUGGCCGAGCUCGAGUCCGUUUUGCUGUGUGUCCAGCACAACCUGCCUUGCAUCCUCGUCGGGCCUUCAGGCUGUGGUAAGUCUGCUCUCCUGCAGCAUGUCGCUGCUCUCGCCGGCAAGCCGCUCGUCGUCUUCCCGCUCAGUGCCGAUGUCGAUGCCAUGGAUCUCGUCGGUGGUUUCGAACAGGCCGAUCCAGUUCGCGAUGUGUAUGCUGGCCUGGCCGAUCUCAAGGACGUCUUGAACAUCUUUCUGCUCGAACACGCGGCUGAUGAAAACAACAAUGACCACGACCACCAUGCUGCCACCCUCAUGCAGGCUCUCGGCAUCACCACCACCACCACUCCCGACUCCGAGGCUGCACACUUUGCCCACGUCGCCGACUGCAUUGGCCGCUUGGCCCCCCUCAUCGACAGCCGCUCGCCACUCGCUGCCGCCCUAGAGGCUGCCCACGAUCGCCUCCAACAGCCACUGACACUGGCCAGCCCGCGCUUCGAGUGGCUCGACAGCAUCAUCGUCCGUGCUGCCCAGGCCGGCCACUGGCUCGUGCUCGACAACGCCAAUCUCUGCAAUGCCUCCGUGCUCGACCGCCUCAACUCCCUGCUCGAGCGGCCCCAAGGCUUCCUCAGCAUCAACGAGCACAGCCAACCCGAUGGCGAGCCGCGCAUUGUUGCCCUGCAUCCCGAUUUCCGCAUCUUCCUCACUGUCGACCCACGCUAUGGCGAGCUCUCGCGUGCUAUGCGCAAUCGUUCCGUCGAGAUCUUUGUCGACCCUGACACGGGCUACAGCCUGUCGAGAGCAACCCAUAUCGACCACAUCGCUCCUGUUGAGGCUCGCCUGCUUCGCUUCCACGAUCUUGUCCGCCAUCCGGACCCCCUCUGGCUCGACAACCUGUCUCUCGACGACUCCGCCCUGCUGCAGCGCUUUUUCCACACCGUCAACGCCGGCCGUCUUCUUCGCGAAGCCGAUGACCAGACUCGCUCCCGUCUGCUGCUGCGUAUCCGUGUCGCCCUCUCUUACCUUGGCAUCGCUGAGGCUGCACCCUUGCGCAACGCUAUCUUGCACCAGUACACCCAGUUUUCUGACAGCGCCGCCCAUCCCGACGCCCUGCUCGUCUAUGACCAGCCGCUGCAUCCUCUCCAGAAUUCGCUGCUCGUCCAGUCGCUCAUGUCGUCGUCCUCGGAUCUUGGCGUCCUCCCCACUUGGCUCUGGUGGCUCGGCCUCUGCUACCAGACCACCGCCCGCGUCUCCUUUGCGCUCGAGGACCUUCUCCUGCACCGCCAAAAGGCCGCCGGCCACCUGUCCAAGCUCGGCCUUCUCAACCGCCUCCAGCGCUCCUCACUGGCUGCCCAGGUCGCCGUUGUUGCCCGCGACUCCACCGCCCCCGUCUUUGCCUUCCUCUCCGAGACCAUGAAGGAGCUGCAGUCAUGCAUGGUCGCCAGCGUCGACUUGGUUCGCACACAAAUCGCCACAAAUAGGGGAAAGGACGUCCGCCACCUGCUCAACGUCGCUUCGCACAUCUGGUGGCAGACCCAUGCCCUCACCACGCAGUCCAGCUUUGAUGAGGCUCGCUUCCAGGCUCAUCUCGGCCAUAGCCGCUCGCUGCUCCGUGGUUUCAAGGCUGACAUGCAGGCCCUCCAGCACGAGGUCGAAUCCGAGCUGCUCAAACCCGCAAACGUUUUGCUCACCUUUGUCGCCAACAUGCUGCAUCGCCUCGCCCACGACUUCGCUGACGGCUUCAGCCUCUCCACCGGUCUCAGCAUGAACCUCCUAUGGCCGCUCUUCCGUCCGACCCCCAUCCCCGACGAGCCCGCCUUCCGCCAGGUCGUCGCCAUGGAACGUCUGGCUGCUCGCUUCGAUAACCUUAAGUGGCGCGUUCCCAAUGCGUCGGCUGUCGACCUCGGCCACGUCAUCACCUCCCUGGCAGAUGCCUAUCGCCUACUGCGUGUCGACAGCACCGACUCCGCCGCUCUCGUCCAAGCUGUCACCGAUGAGAUCACCUCUCUCGAGUCCCUCGUCGCCACUGGCCAGGUUCCGUCUGUGCCGCUGUUUGCCGACGUCUUCGAGGCUGUGCGCCAGCUUCACGUCCUCUAUGGCAACGCCGGCCAGCUUGACGACCAGAUCAAGACCCUCGUCCUCUCUGACCUGCCCACUUUUGCUCAGCUGCGUCUGCACGGCUCUGUCGGUCCUGCCCACCAGCUGCAGGCCGUCGACUACCUCCUCAGCCAGCUCUCCGCUCUUCGGCCCUGGAGCGGCACGCUUUCCAGCCAGCUCUUGCGCAAGUCCGAGCACGUUAUCUCUUCAUCUGCACUGGCCUCCCUCCGCUCACUCGAGAAGGAACUGCCGCUCGUUGGCCGCCUGGUCACCCGUGCCUCUGCUUCGCUCUCGGCAGACCCCGUCGCCAAGCUGAACGACUCGCUCUGGGACCUUCUGUCUGCUGUCGUCUCGUGCUUUGACAACAGAACAUCCGCCCAGGUUCAAUCUGCUGACGGCACGGACGCCGCCUCGCUCCAGACUCACGUCAGGGCUCUUCUCGAUGCUGCCUUGGCCCAUCCGCAGAUCGCUCAUGUGCACAUCUCUGCAAGCGGCUUGGUCAUCGGAUCCGACAACGUCUCUGUGCCCGCCGAGAAGCUCAUCUGGCCGAACUUGGACAAGAGCCAGCUCAGUCCCAUCCUGCAGCAACACUUCCUGCCCGUCGUUCUUGCUCUGGCCGCCUCACGGCAGAGCAGCAACGUGCACAUGCGCCAGUCCCUCUCUGCGGUCGCCUGGGUCCAGUUCUCCGUCGGCUGCAUCAAGCUGUACACGCCCGACAAGGUCUUUGAUCCCUUUCUCGAGUGGAGGACCGAGCAAGACUUCCACGCAACCCUGCGCGCCUCUCUUGUCGACGAGUCCGCCGCCCUCCGCCAGUUCGAGCACGACUUUACCGCCCAGGACUCCACGAGCCUGCGCCUCAGCCUGGCCGAAGAGGACAUCCGCGUGCUCGAUGCCGCUCUCGUCAGCCGCCAGGAAAACCAGUCCCAGCUGCAACUCGACUCGCCAACAAGCAUCUACCGUCCGUCCAGCGGCGGCGCUGCCGCUGAGCUUUCCCGGCUGCAAAAGGACGUCUUCAACCCAGUCCUCGACGUCACCGUCAAGGAUGACAUCAGCUCUGCCCACUUCCGCAUUCUCUCCUCGCUGCUCGCAGCCACAGGCACAGAGACGACCACGACAGAAGCCCAACAGGAGCUCCAGCUGGUCCAGCACAACGUCGUCCGCCUAAUCGAGCGCCUGCUCAUGAGCCAAUUCACGGCCUACCAGGAUCUUGCCGUCCCGGUGGCAAACCUGCUUCGCUGUCUCCAGCUUGGCCUCUCCCUCAGCGAGGCUGCAGCCAUGGCACCAACGUCUGACAGCUCUACGCCGUGGCUUGGCGUGACACCCUUCUUGGGCGGCCAUCCCAUGGCCAUCGAAGCCGUUUCGGCACCGCUGAAGAAGACCUGGGAGUUCUUGCUGUUUGGAGGUGUAUGCGCUUCAGUGGACGGACCCAGUGAGCUCAGCGAUGCCGCCACUUCGUCUGCCUUCUCGCCCCAAGGCCGCCGCUGUAUUGCCGAGUGCUUCCACUACUUCUUCACCGAGUGGAACAGAAAGCUUGAGGCUGAUCGCAUGGCCGAGGAGGCCAAGACCAACCUGUACCGCUUCCGCGGCAGCCAGGAGGACGAGGAAGAAAUGGAUGAGGCCGAGUUCAGCGAGCUCUUCCCAACUUAUUCCGGCAACGAGGACAGCAUCAGCACCAACAAGAAAACGCUGGCCAAGUGGGAUCUCUCGGCCGAUGUCUCCCGCAUCCACCGCGACAUCCUGCAGCCGUCGCGGCCGCCCACAGACACCAUCCUCGACUUCUGCAAGACCAUUGCGCGCAAGGCUGCCAAGGAGAUCGAUGUCGAUGGCGUCCCGUCGAAGCAGGCCAUUUCCAACAGCGAGUUCUUGCCCGCAACCCUGCUCGCGGUCGAUGACACCCUGCGCAGCCUGCAAACCUCGGUCGUCGCCGCGAGCUCAGGCAAGUUCAACUUUUAUACCGACACAAACCUGCCCGAGGCUCGCAAGCUCGUCGCACUCGUCCACGAGGUCGAGGCCAAAUUCCGCAGUCUCCAGCGUGUGGACGAGAUCGGCCACCUGCAGCCGCUGGCUGACGUCGUGCUCGGGUGCGAACGCGUGCUCGAGCUCGAGUUCAGCGAGCCUCUGGCAAAGGGCAUCACCAUGGUCGAAAAGCUGCACGAGGCCCUGUAUGAGUGGCAGUUCCGCGGAUACGCAAGCCGCCAGUACCUCACCCCUACGCUCUAUGACCGCGUCACGGCCACGCUUGUCAGCUGGCGGAAGCUCGAGCUGUCCACGUGGAGUCGCCUGUUCGACUCCGAGUCCGACAAGUGCCGGCAGGACGCGGGAGUCUGGUGGUUCAUCGCCUACCAGGCCGCCGUGGCUGGCCCCAUGUCCAUCCUUCUCGGCCAAGACGAAAAUAGCAACAGCACCAGUAACUCGCUGGCUUACCAUGUCGAGCAGCUGCUCAAGGAGCUCUCAUCAUACCUCUCCAGCUCUAUCAUGGGCCAGUUUUCAGCGCGUCUCGACCUUCUCCGACAGAUCGGCGCACAUAUCGGCCUGCUGAUCCAAGAUUACCCGGCCAUGGCCGUGAUCCAGAACGCCGUCAAGAAUCUCGUUGCCUUCUACUCACGGUAUGAGAGCAAGGCCAUCGAGAGCGUCAAGAAGGGACGCGAGGGUCUGCAGAAGAAGAUGAAUGACGUUCUCCUCCUGGCCAGCUGGCGCGACACCAACAUCGACGCCCUUCGCGAGAGUGCCCGCAAGUCCCAUCUCAAGCUGUUCCGACUUGUCCGCAAGUUCCGGGCCGUACUCGGACAGCCGAUGCUGUCCAUCAUCAAGUCGGGACUUCCGGACGAUGCGGAGCAGGAGAUUGUACGCGGCAGCGAAGAGCUGGGUGCCGUCCUCGACUCGAUCGACAUCGACCUGUCCCGGUCGCAAGCAGCGACCAAGUUGUGUGCAGACCUGAUCCCUGACUGGGGCGAUGAUGCUCACACGCGCCGUCUGGCCGGCGUGGACCGCAUCGUAUCGAUCAUGAACAGAGCUAGUGCCAUUCCGGCUUCGACCCUGGAUGCCAGCGAUGUUGUCUCUUCGUUUGUCAAGGACUUGUUGACGUCUAUGUCUGAGCUGCGCAAGGAGACGCCUGGCCUGCUCACAGAGGAAACAAAGGACGCGGUCAAGCACCUAAAGACACGCAAGAUUCGCCUCUUUGACGAGACCGUCAAGGCCGUGCGCCAGAUGGGCUUCAGCAGCAACCUGGGCACAAGCCGGCUGGCCGCACAGGCAUCGCUGCCGCUGAUCUUCUCGGGUUCAUCGGGUCUGACAGCAAUGCGGCUGCCCGAAGAGCUGGAUUUUGCCGGCCUCGAGUACAGCUUCCACAAGCUGGUGGACUUGGCGCCGCAGUUCCGCGAGGCCUUGUACGAGCACCACAGCGACCUCCAGAGGAUCACGGCGCGGCGCACUGUCGGCUACCUAGAAGGCAUCCUGUACGUUGCACUGCGGCAGCGUGAGAUUCUGACAGCAUCUGCCCGCAGCCUGUCUGCUCUCGAUGCCCAGGUCGCACAUGUCGACAGCCUCAGCGCAAGCUUGGUCGAUGACGGCAAGGGUGGCAACAAGAACGUCGCCGUCGAGACGUGUCGGUCUGGCCAUGCUCGCACAUUGCGCUGGCUCGUGGCCAUCACGCAGGUCGGCGUGCAUCUCGCCGAGGUUCAUGACCGGCUUGCAGAUGUUGACUGCAAGUCGGUUCGCACGCAGCUCGCAGCCUGGGCUUCCAAGUUCGAUGGCUUGCGGAUCAAGCUCGAGGCCAGCCUUCCCGGUCUCCCAGACGGCUUUGUCUCGUCUGUGACUCUGGUACUUCGGUCUCAGAUCGACGAGGAAGUCGCUCGGUUUGCCUCUGAGCUGGAACAGCGCAUAGAAGAGCGCCCGGACCUCGCGUACAUUCUCCAGCAGAUCAAGCUUUGGACUGUUGCCGACGCUUCGGACGAGGCGGAAAGGGCCAUGACCGCGGCGGCAAGCGACGGAUUGCCCUCCUUUACAGACAAGGCGCUGGACCUGUCCAAGAUGCUGCUCGACGCCGUGCAAAAGUUCAACAAGGCCGUGACGGAGUUACCAACAUCGAUCGAGCAAACGGCGUGGCUGGUGGAAUACAACGCCAAGCUCUCGACGGCCGUCAAAUCGCUGCAUGUGGACACGGUCCUGUCCAGCAUUCAGAAGUGCAUCGAUCUGCUGAGAUGCAACUAUAGCGCGCCACACUCGACGUCAGCCACAGCCCUUCUCUGCGUUCUUCUGCCACUCCUGCAGCAGUACACGGCGACAUUCCGGCGGACGCUGAUGCGUCUUGCUGCUCUGCACCGGUCCACCUGCCAGUUGGGCCACCGUCUGAGCCGAGCGUUUGUGGAGAUUUCGUCACAAGGCUUCUGCACGCCGCCGGAGAAGUCAGACGACUCGUCUGGCCAGACCAACGGCAAGCUCGAAGAGGGCACCGGCCUAGGCGAUGGCGAGGGUGCCGAAGACAUCAGCAAGGACAUCCAGCCAGACGAAGAUCUGUCAGAAUUAGCACAGACGGCCAACAAGGAGCAACAAGAGAAGGGCGACGGGAUUGAGGACGAAAAGGAUGCCAUCGAUAUGGGCAAUGAUGAGAUGGAAGGCGAGAUGGGGAGCGCGGCUGGCGACGAUGAGGAUGAAGACAAGGACGGCGAUGAUAACGAAGGAGAGGAUGAGGAGGACGACAUGGACGAAGAAGCAGGUGAUGUGGACGACCUUGACCCGACAGCGGUGGAUGAGAAGAUGUGGGAUGGCGAAGAUGCCAAGGACACGGAGAAGGAGCAGCAAGGAAACGAGUCCAAGGGUCAGAAGAACGACGAAGAGCAGGUGGCGGCUGCGGACGACAAGUCGCAAAGCAAGGCUGCCGAUGAAGCUGCGGUCGGAGAAGAGGGCGGAGAUGCAGAAGAGGAGAAGAAGGGCGAGGAAGAGGAUGAUGAGAAGAAAGAGGGAGACGAUGGAGACGAUGUGGAUGACGAUAUCGGUUCGGAUGACGAGCAAGUUGGCCCGCAACAGGAACUGAACCGCCAAGACCAGAACGUGGAGGAGAAUGAUGCGCUGGAUCUGCCUGACGACAUGGAGUUGGAUGACGGAGACGACAGCAAUGACGGCGGUGGAGACGAGCUGGACGACCUAGCCGAUCUGGAAGAAGGAAAGGAGGAGGAGGGUGGCGUGGACGAUUCGGCCCAGGAAGAGAAGCGUGGAAAGGAGGAGGAGGAAGGGCCCGAUGCGAAGAAAGAAGAAGAAGACGAGGCGAUCGGUGAUGAGACGGUCCAGACUGACAAGAUGGCCGAAGACGACGAGGCCGAGAAGGAUGAAGAUAAGGAGGGUGAUGAUGAACAGAAAGACGGAGAGCAAGCGACAGAGGAAGACGGCAUGGACGUGGACGAAGAUGGCGACCAGGCGGAAGAGGCGCCAAAGCAGCCUCCGGUGAAUGACGUGCAGGCCGACAGCAAAGACACGGCCGCACCCAGCGACAUGCAGAGUGGCGUCGGGCCGGAGCAGCAGGAGGACAACGCGGCCGCCGACCAGGAACAGGCGGACCAGAACGAAAACAACAACAGUGCGAAGCGCGACCAGGGCGAGACGGGCCAGGAUGCCGACGAGAAGGACACGAUAGAUGGUGGUGCCAACGGGACGAUGACGAACCGCGACGCAGCCCAGCCAGAAGAGCCUUCGAGUGCGGACAAUGCAAACGAACAGCAGCAGCAACAACAACAGCCGUUCAAGAAGCUGGGCGACGUGUUGGAACGCUGGCAUCGCACACAGCGCGAGAUCAAGCAGGCCGAAGACGGGUCUCAAGACCAAGAGGUGCAAGACGAGAACAGCGCAGACCAGGCAGCCGAGAAGGAGUUUCAGCACCUGCACGACGAGGAGGCAGUGGCCAGUACGCAAGCCAUGGGCGCGGCCGACGACGAUGAGGCCCGACCGGUUAAUGAUGCCAUGGCGAUUGAGGAUGAGGCCGACGGUGGCAAGAACGAAAAGAGCGAGGAGAAACAGACGCAGCAGGCGAAUGAGGAGAGCGAUGAUGGCAGCGAUGUGGCCGAGGACGACAAGAUGCAAGAUGACGAUGGUGAUGAUGCGGAUGACGAUGGGGCUAUGAAGACGGAGGGCGAUGAUGGUCAGGCCGGCGCGUCGAUGCAGCGUGGCGCGUAUGACGAUGUGGACGAGGAUGAUGGGGCCAGCAGCGACGGCGAUCCGGACGAACAGGACGGAGUGGACCAGGAGAGCGAGUCGGACGAGGAGGAUGACGGCGCCAAUGCGGACGAGGAGGCACUGCUGGCCACACAGCUGUUGUCGUCGACCCGACUCGAGGACGACGAAGAGGGUGCCGAGCUGAUGUCGCUGGACGAGGCCAUGAGCCAGUGGACGGCCUUCCAGCAGUCGACUCACGGACUGUCAGUCGCUCUGGCAGCCCAGCUGCGGCUGAUCCUGUCGCCGUCGCAGGCGACCCGUCUUUCGGGUGGUUUCCGCACCGGAAAGCGGUUGAGCAUCCGCAAGAUCAUCCCGUAUAUUGCGUCGGGCUACAAGCGCGACAAGAUCUGGAUGCGACGCAGCGUCCCGACAAAGCGGGCGUAUCAGAUUAUGCUGUGUGUUGAUGACAGCAAGAGCAUGGCCGAGGCCGGAGCUUCAGCUUCAGCAUCUGCUUCAGCUCUUUCACGCGUCUCGCCCGGCCAUCUCGCCCUCAGCUCGCUCGUCAUGGUCGCCCGCGCCCUCGCCAUGCUCGAGGCCGGCCAGGUCGGCGUUUUUGGGUUUGGUGCCCGCGUCUUUGCCGCUCACGGCCUCCUCGAUGCCGAGCCGUUUGGCGGCAGUGCUGGUGGUGGUGGUGCUGGCGGCGGACUCCAGGGCGCUGCUGCCCUCCGUCGCUUCACCUUCCGGCAGGACCGCACCGAUGUGGCCCAGCUGUUGCGCACGACCAUUGACACGUUCCGCCAGGCCCGCGAGGCUGCUCUCGGUGGCAGCGCUUCCGCCGAUCUCUGGCAGCUCGCUCUCGUGCUCUCGGACGGCCUCACGCCCUCGUCUGCCCACGAACGCAUCCGCCGGCUGCUCCGCGAGGCUGCCGAGUCCCGCAUCAUGAUCGUCUUUGUCGUCCUCGAUGGCCCUUCCGGCUCCUCGGCCUCUGGCCAGCCGGCUGCUGACAGCGUGCUCGACCUCAAAGAAGCCAAGUUUGUCCGCGAUCCUACCACCGGCGAAAACCGCGUCGUCAUCGAACGCUAUCUCGACACCUUCCCCUUCCCCUACUACCUCAUCGUCCACAACCUCGACGAUCUGCCGGCUGCGCUGGCCGGCUUGCUGCGCACCUGGUUUGCAGAGGUCAACUCGUAA